This is a messenger RNA of Gossypium raimondii (Peruvian cotton), 1307 nucleotides long. RefSeq names its product origin of replication complex subunit 6. Gene Ontology annotation, cellular component: nuclear origin of replication recognition complex. Gene Ontology annotation, biological process: DNA replication; DNA replication initiation. Gene Ontology annotation, molecular function: DNA binding. The transcript is spliced from 10 exons. The coding region runs from base 150 to 959 and encodes 269 amino acids. NCBI's taxonomy places the organism in Eukaryota, Viridiplantae, Streptophyta, Magnoliopsida, Malvales, Malvaceae. The record is from RefSeq and is a predicted model, not a curated record.
AUUUAUCUUUUUCAUCGUGCAUUUCUCAUUUUAUUUUUCCAUUAAAAAAUAUAUGAUUAGCAGCACUUAGUUCUCCAUUUUUCCACAGCAUUAGAAAUCAAUUUAAGGAAAUCCAAUAAUCCGUUAAGCAACCCAGUUUUGGUGCCAAUAUGGACCUAUCGGAUAUAGCGAGAAAGCUUGGUCUCUCAGAGCACAAGUUGCUGGUCCGAAAAGCAGCGGAGCUCCGCCGCCUCUGCGAUGUCCAGUUCGAUUCUUCCAUUAUCGGUGUCGGAGAGGUUUGUAAAGCUGUAAUAUGCUUAGAAAUUGCUGCUACAAGGUUUGGGGAGGUUAUAUUUGAUCGGCAGAAAGCUGUCAAGUUAAGUGGAAUGUCAGAAAAGGCUUACAAUAGAUCUUUCAAUUCCUUGCAGAAUGGUCUAAAUAUCAAAACAAAGCUGGAUAUUAGGGAAUUGGGGAUUCAAUUUGGAUGUGUUAGGCUCAUACCUUUUGUGAAGAAGGGCUUAUCCCUCUACAAGGAUCGGUUUUUGGUAUCAUUGCCUUCUUCCAGGCAGGCCAGUGCAGACUUCACCAGGCCAGUGUUUACUGCUGUGGCAUUUUACUUGUGCGCUAAAAAACACAAGCUUAAGAUUGACAAGGUUAGGUUGAUUGAGGUUUGUGGCACCUCUGAAUCUGAGUUUUCUUGUGUCUCCACCUCCAUGAAAGAUCUGUGUCAUGAUGUUUUUGGGAUCUCAAGUGAGAAAAAAGAUCCCAAGGAAGUGAAAGGAAACCGAGAACUGCUAGACGUGUUACCUGAAAAAAGAAAAUUUGAUGAUGGUGGUUAUUUAUCUGAUGAAGGACCAGAGCUUUCAAGUUACAAGCGAGCAAAGAAAAUGGAGAAAGCUGGUUAUGAAGAGUGGAAAUCAUCUGUUCUAUCAUCUAACAAAAAAAGCGCAAAAGAUUUGAAGUAUACAUACUAUGUGUAGGCAACUCGGCUGCAACACUGCAGCCAUCAGCUUCCUUUUGCUCUAGCUAGACAGUUUUGUUUUGGCAAGGGUGGUUUUGGGUACUAGGCAAUAUUUUCCUGAUUAAGACUUUCACGAGAACAAGUUAUCCUUGUCGCACAUGUUCGGAGCUUUGCACAAUCAUCGGUUGGAAGUGCUUCUCCUUGACAUGGUCGACGGCGGUUUAUCAUUUAUCCUCUCCGGCACGUCGGCUCGAACUUCCAUAUUUUACUCCACGUUCGCCACUGUCAAAACGGUUGAUGAUCAUUUCCAUCAGUGGAACAUUCCAUUAAGUUUUUGGAUCUAAUUAAAAUUUUCAGAUUUUUAAAA